GGGAGGAGGAGGAGGAGGAGGAGGAGGUGUUUCUCUGCCUUCCUACCCUUAAACGCGAGUCUGGCCGCGGAGCAGGGCUGGAGUCGCACCGCACGUGUGGCUGCCCCUGGGUUGCUCUAAGAAUAUUAGUAAAUCCCCGUGGUUCAUAAUAAAAUCAUUUUCCGCCGGCGGUACGGCGUUAAUACAGUACUGCUUAUCAGGACACCCAACCUUACCAUGCAAUGUACUCAAGUUCAAAUCCACUACCAUCAUGUUGGAUUGCGGACUGGAUAUGACGUCUACUCUCAAUUUCCUUCCAUUGCCGCUGGUUCAGAGCCCCAGGCUGUCCAAACUUCCUGGUUGGGUUUUGAAAGAUGGAAGCACAUUUCUGGACAAGGAACUAAAGGAAUGCUCUGGCCAUGUGUUUGUAGACUCUGUGCCUGAGUUCUGUUUACCAGAGACUGAGCUGCUUGACCUCUCCACGGUAGAUGUAAUCUUGAUCUCAAACUAUCACUGCAUGAUGGCAUUGCCCUAUAUCACAGAGUACACAGGAUUCACUGGAACAGUGUAUGCCACUGAGCCCACUGUUCAAAUUGGCAGACUUCUCAUGGAAGAACUGGUGAAUUCUAUUGAACGUGUGCCAAAGGCUCAGUCUGCCUCCAUGUGGAAGAACAAGGAGGUACAGAGAUUGCUGCCCGCCCCUCUGAAGGACGCGGUGGAGGUGUCUAUGUGGAGGAAGUGCUAUACCAUGCCAGAAGUGAACGCUGCACUCAGUAAGAUCCAGCUGGUCGGGUAUUCUCAGAAAAUUGAGCUGUUUGGUGCUGUGCAGGUCACCCCUCUCAGCUCGGGCUACGCUCUUGGAAGUUCCAAUUGGAUUAUCCAGUCGCACUAUGAAAAGGUUUCCUAUGUUUCAGGAUCUUCUCUACUUACAACACACCCUCAGCCCAUGGACCAGGCUUCUCUUAAAAAUAGUGAUGUUCUCAUCCUCACGGGUCUUACACAAAUCCCUACUGCUAACCCAGAUGGCAUGGUAGGAGAGUUCUGCAGCAACUUGGCUAUGACUGUCCGGAAUGGAGGAAAUGUGCUGGUUCCCUGUUACCCCUCUGGAGUAAUAUACGAUCUGCUGGAGUGCCUGUAUCAGUAUAUUGACUCUGCCGGACUCUCCAAUGUCCCUUUUUAUUUCAUCUCACCUGUUGCCAACAGCUCCCUUGAGUUCUCCCAGAUCUUUGCUGAAUGGUUGUGUCAUAACAAACAAACAAAGGUAUAUCUUCCAGAACCUCCUUUUCCCCAUGCUGAGCUCAUUCAGACAAACAAAUUGAAACAUUAUCCCAGCAUCCAUGGAGACUUCAGCAAUGACUUCAAGCAGCCAUGUGUUGUGUUCACUGGACAUCCCUCUCUUAGAUUUGGGGAUGUGGUUCAUUUCAUGGAGUUAUGGGGAAAAUCUAGUUUGAACACUGUUAUAUUCACAGAACCUGAUUUCUCUUAUCUGGAUGCCCUGGCUCCUUAUCAACCUUUGGCAAUGAAAUGUGUUUACUGUCCCAUUGACACAAGACUGAAUUUUAUUCAGGUGUCUAAAUUACUCAAAGAAGUCCAGCCUCUCCAUGUAGUUUGCCCGGAGCAGUACACUCAGCCACCACCCACCCAGUCUCAUCGCACAGAUCUGAUGAUAGACUGCCAGCCUCCACCAAUGUCCUACCGCAGAGCAGAGGUGCUGACUCUUCCAUACAAGCGGCGCUAUGAGAAGAUCGAAAUCAUGCCAGAACUUGCAGAUUCGCUUGUGCCCUUGGAGAUUAAGCCUGGUAUUUCCUUAGCAACAGUUUCUGCCGUGUUGCAUACUAAAGACAACAAGCAUGUGCUGCAGCUCCCUCCAAAACCUCCGCAACCUCCUGCCAGCAAGAAGAGAAAGCGAGUGAGUGAUGACGUGCCAGAGUGUAAACCUUUGAAGCCAUUGCUGAGUGGCUCCAUUCCUGUGGACCAGUUUGUGCAGACGCUCGAGAAGCAUGGUUUCAGUGAUGUGAAGGUGGAGGACACAGCUAAGGGCCACAUCGUACUCCUCCAGGAGGCAGAAACCCUCAUUCAGAUUGAGGAGGACUCCACACACAUCAUCUGCGACAAUGAUGAACCUUUGAGGGUGAAACUGCGUGACCUGGUUCUCAAAUUCCUGCAGAAAUUCUAGCUCGUGGACAUCAUGCUGCUCUGCAAGGAAAGACCCCAGAGCACCAGAGCUAAGAGCUUUCCAGAGGGUGACCUCUGGGAGAGAGAGAGAACUUCUUGAUUCAGAGAGACCAGAAACCACCUUCCCCUUCAUGGAGAAGCAAGGAAGUAUUUUUAAUAUCUAUCUAUUUUUAAAAUUUUAUUUUUAACUGGUUUUGGAAUACUUUGGAGGGGAUUCAUGUUCUGUAAAAUUGGGAGUUGGAAUCUUAUAGGAGAUAGGAACUGCAGAGUAAAUAAGUAGAGUGUAUAUUUACAAAGUCAGGGUGAAAUGCAGACAUUUCUCUGUGUGACCCUCUCAGCAAUGUAUGCCCCGGUCCUUUACCUGAGAAAACUCUGUAGGAAUAUUGAAACAAUGGCCUUAGAUAUUAAGAGAUUUAUUUUUCUCCCCACUGCUUCUUCCUGGUCACCAGAUCCAAUUUCCUGUGUGUCCUCCAUCUGCAUUUGUAGACGUGUAUUUCACUGGCACGAAGGGGAAUGAGAAAGCUGGUAAGGCAAACAUUACAAAAAUAGAAGUAGAAAAAGGGGGCUAUGCUGGACAUGUAGAAUACCUUCGAAGCGGCAAGAGCCGGGCCAUUCCCUGCAAAAGCAGAGGGAUUUUGGAAAAGCUGUAUGCUUUAGCAAUGCAAAGUGUUUAUUGAUGCUUGCACCCUCACCCGUUACGACCAGAUUUGUCCACCUAGUUCUAGGCUCUUCACUGAGACACGCAAAAGAUAUCUCAGGAAGAUACUUUCAAAAGUACAUAAAGUAGUUAAACUCCUAGUGCUUAUGAAAAACCUUUUAGAUUUAAGUGCCUUUUGUUUCUACCUUCCAAAAACCUGUCCUUUCAGCCCCCACAAUCCCAAAUCCUGGCUGAUGUACUGAGUCAUUUAUACAAAGCUAUCUGUACUGCAGACCUGGGGAGGUUUUUCACUCCCAAAACCAUAUAUUUGGGGCCUAAACUUAGUUAAUAGUAUUGCUUUCAAAAGCGACCAAUUUCUCAGAUUUACUGCUGUUUGUUUUUUAUUGGAUUGUUUUGUAUUUAUUUGGUGUUAAAAAUAAAAAGCAUAGUAAGACUGCCAAGGAGGAAGCACAUUCUGUGGUUUAUAAAAGCAUCUGCAUGCCUAUUCCACAUCCGCCUGUGCGUGUAUGUACACAUUUGUAAAAUAUAACUACUCCUUCAGUUUAUAGAUUUGGGGAGAUUAAGGCAGUGGAAGAACAGCUCUGUAAUGAAAACUACUUGCUAUUGCAGUUUCCACAUCACAUUUCAUACACAUGAAAGAUUUCUGUUCGAUUGGAUGUACAGACUCCAGCAUCCAUGCCUUCGCUUUGUGUGUAUGUCAUGGGCGUGAGAGAAAUAGUGUCAUUAAUGUGAUAAAAAACUUGUUGCAGUAGCAUUAAUGCUCAUAAGAGUUUACAACAUUUGCAGUAGCUCAGCUUCUUUAUCAUCUUGUAAUUAAAUCUCCAGAAAGAUUAUUCUUAACACGCAGAGGCCAUGUGAUAAACUCAGCUGAGCUGAGGGGGAGAGGGAGAGGGAAGAGUGGGCCUUGUAAUAUAGGAGUCCUUGAGAGCGUCUUUCUGCUUGUUACCUAGACCAGCUGCAGCUUUGGUGCCAGUGCUCCAGAGCCUUCAUUUUGUGAAUCUACUCAUUUGCAUUUAUAAUUAUAAGGGACUUCACUUGUUGCUUUAAGAAGCCAGACCCGAGGCUGCGUGUUGGCGCUCGUUGCAUCCGCCUUGGCUGAGCACGGGCAGUCCGGCGGCGUCGGUGGGCAGACCACGAAGGCAGUGGUUUCUGCUUGGCGAAGGCUGCGCUUGAGCAGCUGAGUAUUAGGAAAUCCGAGUCAGUGCGCUGCCACGGAGGAGUGACGGGGGACCUCGCGGGAGCGAUCAGCAGGUGUAACGAUUCACCAUGAAGAGCUUGUUUUGGGGCAAAGAACAAGGAAAAAAAUCAGUUUGCCGGCGCAGCGAAGGUACACCACAAACCUGAAAUUCCUCUGUUUUUCCUGAUGUCUUUUGGGGAAGGGGAAGGAAAUUCAGUAAUUAGCACUUUAUGGCUGCUUAUGAACGAUGCCGCCGUCCCCUCAUUGCAGCCGUGUGAUGCUGUGCUUCUGAACCACGGCUGACCCUCCCAGCUUGGCUCCACCAAGCUUUUGGGUCAGCGUGGGCUCUGGCCUGGGACUUCUCCCCUCACCAAACUGCUGUUGGAGGCCACGUGGGUACAGAUGAGCGGAGCUGCGACUCCUGGCAGUAAACGGGCUCUGAGAGCUCAGUUCCCAGGACCCAAGGAGCAAGAAGCAUUAAAGCCCAUCUACAAAGAGUCAAGACCUUGGCUGGGGUAGAGCCAAGUUGUAGCUCCUUGUAGUAAGGAUGAUUCCCUUGACCCAGAACCCAAGAGCUGAACUAGCUGGGUACUGAGACACACGGGGACGUUUCUAUGACAUUUGUGUGGUUAUAUGACAUGGAGGCCUGCAGUAACAGGGCUGCGGAUUCACUGACGUAAAAGAUUCAAUCGAGCUCUGUGUCUCUGUGACUCUGCAGGUGUAUGAGGGUGAGAAGACGAGAGAUUUGCUGUCUUUGCUGAAGUUAUGCAGUCCAACCAGCCCUGCACAUCAGGGGAGAAUAACCUCCUCAUGUACUCAUCCAGCAUGGCCUUGUUAUACAGACAGACAGGUUAGACAGGGAGGCUUUACCGAUCUCAAGGUAUUAAGGAAAUAUUUAAAUGUGAGGAGUGAGACAGCCUGUAUCGACCACAACAGCUACUCCACAGGUGUGACUAGUGUAUAAUUGGCCCAAAUAAACCCUGCUGCUCUCAGCCCACCAUGGAAAUCUCUCAGUGCUGCCUAACUUGACAGAACCAGGGAGAGCCAAUCUAGUCCUGCCUCUGAUGGAUGAUUUCAGACAUGUUCCUGGAGCAGUGCCUCGCUUUCCUCUUACAUGAAAUAGAAAUUGUACCAUCCUCCUUUGCAGGCUGCCUUGAGACUUAACAUCUGAAAGCUGCUGCGGUGGAAGUCGUAUUAAAAGCACAGUGGUUUGAAG
This is a messenger RNA of Aquila chrysaetos chrysaetos, 5205 nucleotides long. RefSeq names its product integrator complex subunit 9 (gene INTS9). The transcript has 17 exons. The record is from RefSeq and is a predicted model, not a curated record. The coding region runs from base 251 to 2155 and encodes 634 amino acids. Gene Ontology annotation, biological process: snRNA processing. Gene Ontology annotation, cellular component: integrator complex. Lineage: Eukaryota; Metazoa; Chordata; Aves; Accipitriformes; Accipitridae.